Messenger RNA from Jaculus jaculus (lesser Egyptian jerboa), 1306 nucleotides. RefSeq names its product shisa family member 8 (gene Shisa8). The record is from RefSeq and is a predicted model, not a curated record. Gene Ontology annotation, cellular component: postsynaptic membrane; AMPA glutamate receptor complex; postsynaptic density. The transcript has 4 exons. NCBI's taxonomy places the organism in Eukaryota, Metazoa, Chordata, Mammalia, Rodentia, Dipodidae. The coding region runs from base 1 to 1164 and encodes 387 amino acids. Gene Ontology annotation, biological process: regulation of AMPA receptor activity; regulation of short-term neuronal synaptic plasticity.
AUGGAGCGGCCCGGGGCGCGGGGAGCGCGCGGGCGCCGGCUCGGGCUCGCGCUGCGGCUGCUGCUGCUGCUGCUGGCCGGGCCGCCGUCGGGUCGCGCCGGGGCCCCCGAAGCGCAGGAGCCCGCGGUCCCCAGUACGUCGGUCCCCGCGGGCGGCGACCGCUGCCGGGGCUACUACGACGUGAUGGGCCAGUGGGACCCGCCCUUCAACUGCAGCUCGGCCGUGUACAGCUUCUGCUGCGGCACGUGCGGGUACCGCUUCUGCUGCCACGACGGCCCGCGGCGCCUCGACCAGAGCCGGUGCUCCAACUACGACACGCCGGCCUGGGUGCAGACCGGACGGCCGCCAGCCCGCGCCCGCGACACCGCGGCGCCCCGGGACCCGGGCCGCGAGCGCAGCCACACGGCCGUGUACGCGGUGUGCGGCGUCGCGGCGGUGCUCGUGCUGGCCGGCAUCGGGGCGCGCCUGGGCCUGGAGAGAGCGCACAGCCCGCGCGCGCGGCGCACCGUCACCAGGACACUGACAGAGCUUCUGAAACAGCCAAGCCCCCAAGAACCACUGCCUCCACCCCUGGGUCCACCCCUGGGUAACUGUGUCCAGGUGCAAAUGGCUGAUGGUCUCUCUCGGGGGUCCCCCCACAACAGCACAGACAAAAAACACCUCAACCACGCGCCCGUGGGGUCUGCCACCCUGGGGGCUCCGCGCGGCCCCCGGCCGCAGGGCUGCGGCAGCAUGACGUUGCAGCCCGACUUCGCCAAAUUCGCCACGCUCAAAGCAGCGGCGCUCAAGGCGUCGGAGGCGGCAGCACACCGGGACGUCUACCAGCCAGCUCCGCGGACGCUCGUGGCGCGAGCCCCGCGCCCUCUGGAGGACUUGCCCGCGCUGCUGGACGCCUGUCCCUGGGCCCCGCCGGGUUACGUGCCUCCCGCCGGCCCCUAUGCGGCCUGGACCGCGGGCCGACCCACGCGGCCGGUGCCCCGUGGCCACCUGGUGGCUCAGGUCUCCCCUUCACCCCGGCGGCCAGGCCACGCAUCCCGGCGCCAGUUCAGCGUGGAGAAGCUGCCCGAGGCCUCCUUCAGCACACAGCCCCGCGGCCUUUAUGGCAGCACUGGCCGAGGAGCCAGGCACCUGGCCACCAACAGUAAAGCCGAGGUCACUGUAUGAAGAAGGGGCGCUCUGCUGGGUCCUGUCUGGGUCCCAGACCUUGGACUCACAGUUCUGGCAUCUGCCCAGAUUGGACUGGGGGCCUUGGAGCCUGUAGAGCUGGCUAAUGGUUCUGCCCUUGGAGUGGGGGGCGCAGGGUUAU